Molecule: messenger RNA, 2560 nt
Organism: Leguminivora glycinivorella
Lineage: Eukaryota; Metazoa; Arthropoda; Insecta; Lepidoptera; Tortricidae
Gene: Su(H)
Product: suppressor of hairless protein
Exons: 4
Coding region: 587-2104 (505 amino acids)
Biological process (GO): regulation of transcription by RNA polymerase II
Cellular component (GO): nucleus
Molecular function (GO): DNA-binding transcription activator activity, RNA polymerase II-specific; RNA polymerase II cis-regulatory region sequence-specific DNA binding
Source: RefSeq, a predicted model, not a curated record
GUGCAGUCGACACCGACAACACGCUUGCACCCGCAUUAUUUAGUCUAUGGUCAUUUGACAGUUCACAAUGUUCACAUUUCUGGCGUUGUCGAACUUAUCACGAGAUAAACACAAGUUUUACUAACUUAUUUUACUAAAUAUUGUCUGGAUAUUCACUAAAAAAAGAUCAUAAGUAGUCGAAAAUCGCACACGGAGCGGAAUUACUAAUCUACAAUUAGUGGAAUGUUGGCUGUACUGUCCGAAAAUUUUGACUCGGAACAGGUGUUUUUGAAAGAAAUGUGUUGCAGUUCCCAUCAUUAUUAAUUUCUAGUGUCGUGAAUAAUAAAAAGUGUAUCGAUCCGCGUCGGCCGAAUCGCCCGGUCGCCAGUUAUUUUGACUCGGAAGAACGAACCGGACGUCGCUCGUCGUUCGUAAACAACCGAUAGAGAUAAAGAAGGACGCCACUCCGUCUCCGAGAAUCGUUCACCCACGAGAUGAGACGGUUCAGGCCGGCGGGCUCGAGGUCCGGCUAGGGGCUAUGGUGCAGCACGGGGGCUCGCCGACGGUGAUGACCCGGGGCGCCCGGUGAGGUGGCGCCGUGGCGAGGAUGCCGCACCAGUUCGGCGCGGGCCUGGGCGGCGCGCCGACGGGCGAGUCGCCGCCGCCGCAGCACGGCGCGCUGUUCCCGCGCUACGCCAGCGCGGCCGGCCCCGGCGCCGGCGCCUACCGCCCCGACGAGCGCCGCCUCACGCGCGAGGCCAUGGAGCGCUACCUGCGCGACCGCGCCGACAUGGUCGUCGUCAUACUGCACGCUAAAGUCGCGCAGAAGUCUUACGGCAACGAGAAACGGUUUUUCUGCCCGCCGCCCUGUAUAUACCUAUUUGGUGAUGGCUGGCGGCUGCGGCGCGAGCGCAUGCUGCGCGAGGGCGAGACGGAGCAGGCGGCCCAGCUCUGCGCCUUCAUAGGUAUAGGAAACUCCGACCAGGACAUGCAGCAGCUCGACCUGAACAAUGGGAAACAGUACUGUGCGGCUAAAACCCUGUACAUAUCGGACUCUGACAAGAGAAAACACUUUAUGCUAUCGGUUAAGAUGUUUUAUGGAAACGGACAUGACAUAGGUAUAUUCAAUAGUAAGAGAAUUAAAGUCAUUUCGAAGCCUUCUAAGAAGAAGCAGUCGUUGAAGAAUGCAGACUUAUGUAUUGCGAGUGGUACGAAGGUAGCUUUAUUCAAUCGCCUAAGGUCACAGACGGUGUCGACUAGAUAUCUGCAUGUAGAGAAUGGGAACUUUCAUGCAUCAUCAACUCAGUGGGGAGCGUUCACGAUUCACCUGCUGGACGACAAUGAGAGUGAAUCAGAGGAAUUUGCAGUGCGAGAUGGAUAUGUUCACUAUGGGUCCACUGUGAAGCUGGUCUGCUCGGUGACAGGCAUGGCUUUGCCUAGGCUAAUAAUAAGAAAGGUAGACAAACAAAUGGCCCUUCUAGAGGCGGACGAUCCAGUCUCCCAGCUCCACAAAUGCGCGUUCUAUAUGAAGGACACAGAACGCAUGUAUCUGUGCCUAUCGCAGGAGCGAAUCAUACAGUUCCAAGCCACGCCAUGCCCUAAGGAGCCAAAUAAGGAGAUGAUCAAUGAUGGGGCCUGUUGGACCAUUAUCUCGACAGAUAAAGCGGAGUACCAGUUUUAUGAAGGCAUGGGACCUGUCAGGUCACCAGUGACGCCUGUCCCUCUCGUCCACUCCCUCAACCUCAACGGCGGCGGUGACGUGGCCAUGCUAGAACUGGCUGGAGACAACUUCACGCCGUCCCUCCAAGUGUGGUUCGGGGAUGUGGAGGCUGAGACCAUGUACCGCUGUGCGGAGUCUAUGCUCUGUGUCGUGCCGGAUAUAUCGCAGUUCAGGGGGCAGUGGCUGUGGGUGCGGCAGCCUACGCAGGUGCCCGUGUCCCUCGUCCGCAACGACGGCAUCAUCUACGCCACGGGGCUCACGUUCACAUACACGCCCGAGCCGGGCCCGCGGCCGGCCUGCGCGCCCGUCGAUGACGUCAUGCGCCCCGAAGCCGCCGCCACCACAGCCUGGCACCACGAGCCGCACGCCGCCCACCCGGCGCACCCCACACAUGCACUACAGUAAACUGCAGACUCGGUACGUGGAAUACCAGACAAGGUAGACCGAAGCGGUGCCGUGAGUGAGACCGGAGGUGUACGACAUCAAAGAAUCAAGAUAGAAUUCUCGAUUCGGUGAGUGAAUUGCGAACAUUAUAAAGUCCAUUUCAGUUUGUUUUGUUAUAUUUGGUAAACAAUUAAUAAUUUACAUUUUUGGGCAUGGUUUACGAGGAUUGGACGGUGCGAUGCGAUUGCGCGAAUGAUAAAUAUCGUCACUACUUUGAAAAAAUCUCAUUUUUUUGUGUCAAUAUAAAGAAAAAUGUAGUAACUAUGUAUGGGCUGCAUAUGGAGUUACUGCAUUUUAACUUUGAGUAGGAAAGUGAGAUACGAGAUUUUUUCAAAGUACUAACGAUGUAGGUAUUAAUCGUUAACGUCCAAAUGCUCAGCAUUUUUGAAGAUUAUAGCGAUCUGUAAUAUAUAUAAU